Acipenser ruthenus (sterlet) is the source of this 3091-nucleotide messenger RNA. RefSeq names its product solute carrier family 13 member 2-like. The record is from RefSeq and is a predicted model, not a curated record. Gene Ontology annotation, cellular component: membrane. Gene Ontology annotation, biological process: monoatomic anion transmembrane transport. Bases 63 to 1877 code for a protein of 604 amino acids. NCBI's taxonomy places the organism in Eukaryota, Metazoa, Chordata, Actinopteri, Acipenseriformes, Acipenseridae. Gene Ontology annotation, molecular function: transmembrane transporter activity. The transcript is spliced from 13 exons.
GCUGCGAGUCUUCGUGUUAACAUUACCUGUAACACAGGAAAAACAACUUAUAGUGUCGUGGCAUGGAAAACUGUCCUCACCUGAGUUUACUCAAUACAAUCAUGGGUUCCUUUUGUAGCUGGGUCUGGGCGUACCGGAAUUAUUUGAUCAUCUUCCUCAUCCCACUUUUGCUGUUGCCACUGCCUCUGGCAAUUCCAACAAAGGAGGCGUACUGCGGGUACGCCAUCGGCCUCAUGGCUCUGUACUGGUGCACUGAGGCUCUCCCCCUGGCUGUCACCGCACUCCUGCCCGUCGUGCUCUUUCCAAUGAUGGGCAUCAUGGAAUCGGGAGAUGUGUGUAUGCAGUACCUGAAGGACACCAACAUGCUGUUUCUGGGGGGCCUGCUGGUGGCCAUCGGUGUGGAGCAGUGGAACCUGCACAAGCGCAUUGCCCUGCGAGUGCUGACCAUCGUGGGAGUCAAACCGGCUCUGCUGAUGAUGGGCUUCAUGGGGACCACAGCCUUCCUGUCCAUGUGGAUCAGCAACACGGCCACCACUGCCAUGAUGGUGCCCAUCGCCCAGGCCGUGCUGGAGCAGCUGGACUCCAGCGAGGCUGAGGCUGACCAGCUAGAGAUCGACAACAGCCAGAUAAACAGCGGCUACGAGCCCGACGAGAAACCGGCGAAGAGCGAGGAGGCGAAAGACAGACCCGGCAAUGGCCACGUGAUGAGCAUUGAGGAGGGAGAGGGUUUGGCAGAAGAGAGGAGACAGAUUCGCAAGGAGAAGUACAUCAACCUGUCCAAAGGGAUGAGCCUGAGUGUGUGCUACGCAGCCAGCAUCGGGGGCACUGCCACCCUAACAGGCACCACGCCAAACCUCAUCCUCAAGGGACAGAUCGACGAGCUCUUCCCAGCUAACGGAGACGUGGUCAACUUUGCCACCUGGUUUGGAUUCGCCUUCCCCAAUAUGAUGCUCAUGCUGGUUCUGGCUUGGUUCUGGCUGCAGUUCAUGUUUAUGGGCUUCAACUUCAAGGAGACGUUUGGCUGCGGAGGGCAAGUUUCGGAGAAGGACCGUCAAGCCAGCCAGGUGAUCAAGGACGAGCUCAAGAAGCUGGGCUCCAUGACCUUCGCUGAGGGAGGCAUCCUCACCGUGUUCGUGCUGCUGGUGGUGCUGUGGUUCACUCGCGAGCCGGGCUUCAUGCCAGGCUGGGCCACCGUCCUCUUCAACAAGGACGGCAAGCAGUUUGUGACGGACGGGACGGUGGCUAUCUUCAUGGCUCUGGUGCUGUUUGUUAUCCCCUCCAAACUGCCAAGUUGUUUCUGUUCGGGAGGCGGAAGAGAGGGAGAGGAGAGCCAGAAGAUAAAGGCCCCGAAGGCUCUGCUGGACUGGGAUACGGUUCACCAGAAGAUGCCCUGGAACAUCUUGCUGCUCCUGGGAGGAGGGUUUGCCCUGGCUAAGGGCAGCGAGGCGUCUGGUUUGUCUGUGUGGAUGGGUCACGAGCUGGCGCCCCUGCAAAGUAUCCCUCCCGCUGCCAUUGCUGUGCUGCUCUGCCUCCUAGUGGCCACCUUCACAGAGUGCUCCAGCAACGUGGCCACCACCACCCUCUUCCUGCCCAUUCUGGCAUCCAUGGCCCAGGAGAUUGAACUCCACCCUCUGUACAUCAUGCUGCCCUGCACACUCUGCGCCUCCCUGGCCUUCAUGCUUCCUGUCGCCACCCCUCCCAACGCCAUCGUCUUCUCAUACGGGAAUCUGAAAGUCGUGGACAUGGCGAAAACUGGAUUCAUGCUGAACAUUAUAGGCGUGCUGUCCAUCACACUGGCCCUCAACACCUGGGGAACGGUCAUAUUCCAGCUGGACACAUUCCCAUCGUGGGCAAACACCACCAGAGGCCCUCCCUAAACCCACAGACAGCGAGAGAGGAGACGGGACGGGACCCUGAGCUCAGCUCUGACCUCCACAGUCAUCAUCACUGUGGGCGAGGGGCAGAGCACUGGACAUGGAGGGAGUUAGCACUCUGACAUUCUCACAACUGGCUUUUAUAUGUGUUGAAAAAUGUCUUUCUGUUCAACUCCACUUUGCUCUAUCCAGCUGUCAUCCCCACCAUCUGGCUUUUAAAAGAGAGCUAAAGUAAGAGAGAAAUAGAGCAAUUAAACAGGUCCUUUUAAUUGUUUAGAAGAUGGGCUUACCCACUUUCCUUGACUGUAAAAUGGUCUGUCUUUGCACAGACUACAAUCUUUUUUUCUGUUUAUUUUUUAUUAUACAUUGUGUAGAUGUGUGUUGUGUUGAUCCUGAAAAAAAGACACAAAAACUGUAGCAGUAAACAAAGAGGAGCAUUGCUUUUUAAUGUCAUCUAAAGUCUUUUAAGUGAGUCGCUCAAAUGUUGCACUUUUUAAUGUCACUAUAUCCAACACUCCAAGCAAGAUUAAUAAUAGCACAUGCUGCAGUCUCAAGUUUAAUGUAUUCCUUUGAAAGUCCCACUCUGUGUUAAUUUGUAUUUUUCCCCAAAUCAAAUAUUGCUUGACAUUAGUUCCAUUGAUUUGCAUUAAUUUAUUUUUCUACAAAAUACCUCAUUGUAUCACCAUAAACCCAUUGGUCCUGCCGAAAGCUAAUUCAGUUUCAUUUAUAUAUAUUUUUGGAUGUGUCUUCGAAGGACUGGGCUGUUUUAUUUAAGAUAAACUCUUCUGUUAUUUUGUAAUAAUAUUUUUUUUUGGUUUCAUUUAACUUUUGAAAAGUGAUCUGUUCUUACUGUUGAGUUUUUUUUUUUUUUUUUUUUGUAAAUGCAAAAGCACAAAAAACUGUAGUUACAGGAAGUGUGAUCACAGCAUGGAUUUUCUGACCUGGCUAAAUGAAACCAGUCAUGCCUUUAAUACCCGCGCACAUACUGGUCAAGCUGUCGUUAAGCUAAAGCCGCAGAGGAUUUGAUCCCGCCUGUUCCGUUUUAUUAUAAAAUUGAAAUAAAGGAUUUGCUUUAGCGCAGCUGGUCGGCUCGUGGGAUUCCCAAGUUUACUCAAAGCCUUGAGCCUCUGGACACAGUUAAUGGUUUGUUAUAGAAUGUAAUCUACCGUCCUUUCAUUUAUUAAGAAAUAUUGAAAUAAAUGUUCAGUACUAUCACA